CUGCAGUCAGGACGAUGCAGAUUGAAGAGCAGAGGCGCGACCUGUAGAGCCGAGGACAGUCUGACCGUUUGAGUUCGUUUCAGACAAACAGAAAACACACAAGGAAUGGAGCUGCACACUUCACCUCUAGCUGUUCUGUGAUUGGCUGAUCGCUGACAUCAGUAUCGAGAUGGCCCACCUCUUCCUCGCCAGUAAGAUCACCAUGCCGGACGACCUGCACAGCAAAGGUGGCGCCAGGAUCCCCAGGAGCGCCAUGAGGAUGCCGAAAUCAAUCUCUGCCGAGAAGCUGAGUCGGGACAAGCCCAGGAAGGACCACAGCGUCGUCGUGACAGCGCACGUCCCGCACCUCAACGAGGUCCAACUGAUGGCGGCCACUGGCGGCGCCGAGAUGUCCUGCUACCGCUGCACCGUGCCAUUCGGCGUGGUCGUCCUCAUUGCCGGCAUCGUGGUCACGGCGGUGGCGUACACCUUCAACUCCCAUGGGUCCACCAUCUCGGUGCUGGGACUGGUGCUGCUGUCUGCUGGACUGGGCCUGCUGGGCUCCAGCGCCAUCUGCUGGAGGGUCCGACUGAGGAAGAAGAAGGACAAACGGAGGGAGAGCCAGACCGCCCUCCUGGCCAGCCAGGGAUACUGCGUGGCCUGAUCGCCGCUGCAGAGGAAAAUACCCAUUAGGAACUUUAGACGAUCCAGUCCUGAGCGGAGUUCAAGUUUAAGCUCGUUUUAUCCGAAAAGUCACGCUGGUGGUUCAGAUGAUUAACUUCAGGGACACAGUGAACCUGAACGCACCAGACUAACAAUGUAAAGUUUAACAGGGACAUGAACUGGUGAAGCUGCAGGGUCUCGUCCGUCUGAGGUGGCGAUGACUCCGCAGAGUGUUUGGACACAUGGCAGCCUGCAGGAUGAUUCAGCAGCAGAAAAUAAAACUAUACUGGAAGUGCUGGACGAUGGACAGGCGCUAAACUUUCUUUUAUAAAGCUCCAGUGCUGAGACGACGUUUAACAAUCGAUUAUUCAAAAAACUAUUUUGAUAAAUCAUUUAGGUCAUUUAUGAAUCCAAACAUUCAUCCGGUUUCAGCUUCUCAAAUCUGCCCCAUUUCUCUGUUUUUAUAUCAUUUGGGUUUUGGGCUGUUGGUGGGACAAAACAAGCUAUUUGGAGACGUCACCUUGAGCUCUGAGAAGCUGUAAUGGGCAUUUUCUACGGUGACCCCUGAGGGUCACACGGUAGAAGAAAUAUUGCCACAGAAAUCUGUGCAGAGGGAUUACUAAACUGAAGAAAGGCUCCUGGAAUCUGCAUCUGGCAUUGAGAAUAAAAGCAAAGCACUAAUAACUGGUGUCAGAAGAAAAGCGGAAACACUAACGUAUCUUUGACUGUUUUGUCCUCUUAAAGUACAAGUUAUAUCUCAAAAUACGUCCCCUCGACUGCACUCUGUCCUCACAUAAACAGUGACUUGGCUCAUGGCCAGUCAGUUGCAGGAUCUGUUGAUAUCUCGAAGAUAGUCAAAGCAAACAGGAUGCACUCGUGUCAUAACAAAGGCUCUGAAGACUGAAAACAGAGAUUUCAGUUUUGAUUUGUUUGUUUUUUAAAAUUGUCAUUAUGGGUUAUCAUGUGUAGAAUUAAUUGCCCAAAAAGUAAAUGUAAUCAAUUUUAAAUUUAAUUUGGAACAUGAUAAAGUGUGCAAAAAAAGCCACUUGUUCAUUAACACUCACACAGGACUGUCUAAUUUAUACUCUGCUCUGAUUGGCUGAUAGUUACUGUAUUACGUGCAUCAAACAGGAGAGGACGCGUUUUAAAUGUGAAUUCAUUCAGUGGGUGUAAAUAACAAAUUACGUUCCCCUAACAAUAUCUAACCCCCCACCGCUUUUAUUCUGAAGGUCAGAGGUCCAUAUUAGUUUAUUGUUUCCUCUUUAAGAUGUUUUACUACCAUGUGACUCACGAGCGGCUCCGUGUUUUUCGGACAUUUUAUAGACUCAACGAUUAAUUGAUUCAUCAAAAAGUCAGCAGAUGUUUUGCUAAUAAAUGGUUGGUUAGAUGUCAUCAAUGACAGUAUCAGUAUCUCUAACUAAAUGCUGCUAAUAAGCUAUAAAAGACAUUUAACAAGGUACUCUACUGUUGAUGUUUCUCUUUCUGAGACAGUUUGUCUCGUCUCUCGUCUCAUUUGUGAUCUCAGCACUCCGUACGUUACCCUGCGAUCACGUAGCGUUCCUCGGGGUGAAAAUAUUGGAUUUGUUUCGGCGCAUCUUUCUGAGCAGGCAGAAGCUGUCUGUGGGAUCACGAGAAUGCCUGUGAAGACACAACCCGCUGCCGAACAACAGGUCAAAGACUGACUCUGACUUUGUGACAGCUGAAUCACGGAUUAACGUUCUGAGUACUGAGCUCACGAAUGGCGAUAAUCUCUGAUAUGCAUGCCACUUUGUAUGUUUAAGCUAGUGCACUAUGAUCUAAAGUGAUGAAAAAUAACCACAUGUCAUGUAUUCCACCGUAUUAAAGAGUUCACAUGUAAAUGUUUAUCUGUUUAACUAAGGAUCAAUCUGACGCCGUCUCACUUCCUUUUACCUUGGACAGGUGUCCUGUCUUAUUUAUUCCGUGUCAGGAGACACGAGUGAAAGUGUUUGUUCUAUUAAACUCAAGAUUAAAGUCCCGACCUGAGAACGAA
Siniperca chuatsi (mandarin fish) is the source of this 2653-nucleotide messenger RNA. RefSeq names its product transmembrane protein 100-like. The record is from RefSeq and is a predicted model, not a curated record. The transcript is spliced from 2 exons. Gene Ontology annotation, biological process: cellular response to BMP stimulus. NCBI's taxonomy places the organism in Eukaryota, Metazoa, Chordata, Actinopteri, Centrarchiformes, Sinipercidae. Bases 170 to 643 code for a protein of 157 amino acids.